Rodentolepis nana is the source of this 858-nucleotide messenger RNA. Lineage: Eukaryota; Metazoa; Platyhelminthes; Cestoda; Cyclophyllidea; Hymenolepididae. The record is from the annotation of a GenBank genome assembly.
AUGAGGUGUCAAGUAUUGACGACAUUUAAAUUGAUAGAGGUGGUCAGCAGACCUCGAAUCAAAAAAUCCGAUCACAGUCCAUUAGUUAAGAUCAUUGAGUUCUCUAACCACUUAAUUCUUUUUCGCAUCCCAAAGCUCUUGCCCGGUGUGCAUGUAGCUAUAGCAAAUCCCGAUACUCUCGGUCAAUGUGCUGAUUCGCAUCUGGGCGAAAUCUGGGUCUCCUCUCCACACAACUCCACUCGUCUCCUUGGCCCUUUCAACAUCAAUUCCAUAGUGCCCAUUCAUGCCGCAUCCACUGUACGAUCAGACCUCUCCAGCAAUACAAGCUCUUCUGCUGCGGGUGGAGGUGGAGUUGCAUAUGAAAACGCCCCGAGUGAUCCUCUGCGAGCCCGGUUUGUUGCUGGAGAUACUGAUCGUGUCUACGCUCGUACUGGAUUUCUUGGAUUUGUCCGAAGAACAGAGCUUACACAAUCUGAUGGAGAUCUUCAUGACGCCGUUUUUGUGGUCGGUAGCUUAGCUGAAAGCAUGAUGCUUCGAGGAAUGAGGUUUUAUCCCAUGGAUAUUGAGAAUACCGUGCUACGCUCCCAUAGGAAUAUUAACGAAUGUGCUGUCUUCACAUGGUCUGAUCUACUUGUCGUAGUAGUGGAACUACUUGGAGAGGAAUCCGAAGCAUUAGACUUGGUUCAUCCAAUCACCGCGAGUGUCCUUCGGGAACAUCAGCUUAUUGUCGGUGUUGUAGUUGUAGUCGAUCGGGACACAGUGCGAGUGGACUUCUACGGCGAGAAACAGCGAAUCCUCCUUCGAGACAACUUUGUCAGUGAUGAGUUAGAUCCUAUCUACGUCUCAUACAACAUGUGA